Molecule: messenger RNA, 1624 nt
Organism: Musa acuminata AAA Group (dessert banana)
Lineage: Eukaryota; Viridiplantae; Streptophyta; Magnoliopsida; Zingiberales; Musaceae
Product: hsp70 nucleotide exchange factor FES1
Exons: 8
Coding region: 148-1338 (396 amino acids)
Cellular component (GO): endoplasmic reticulum
Molecular function (GO): adenyl-nucleotide exchange factor activity
Source: RefSeq, a predicted model, not a curated record
CGGAGCUUCGCACGGCGUGAACCGACUUUUCCGGAAGACGCCUCCGAACCCGUUUCUUCUUCUCUUUUUGCGUUCGAGUUCUCUCGACUGCGCGACCAUCCCGAUCCCGAUUCCGUUCUUCCCUCGUUCCUUGUCGUGAUUCCCGUGAUGGGCAAGGGCCUGCUGCUGCUCCCCUUCCUCUUCUCGCUGCUGGCAGCGGCGGCUGCUGCUGCUGCGGAGGCUAGGGCGAAUAAGUCGUCGUCCCUCGAAGGCCUCUUCUGGGCUACCGGCAAGGACGAGAGCGAACUUCUGGCUAUGGUGGAGUCCAAGGAGGAACCAUCUGCGCGGGAGGACGAGAUCGAUGGGUUCGCCGGAGGCUUCUCCUCCUUGGACGGCAUGUUGCAGUGGGCCAUCGGCCAUUCUGAUCCAGAAAAAUUGAAGGAAAAAGCUAUGGAUGUUCAAAGAUUAUCUGAAGAUGAACUGAAAAGGAGGCGGUUAGAAAUAAAGGAGUUGAUGGAGAAACUUAAAACGCCAUCUGAUGCAGAGUUGAUGAAAAUAGCGAUUGCUGACUUGAACAAUUCUUCUAUUACAUUGGAAGAUCGACAACGUGCAUUGAAUGAGCUCCUGUUUCUCGUUGAGCCAAUUGAUAAUGCAAAUGAUCUUGACAAACUUGGUGGGCUUGUCGUGGUGAUAAGAGAACUUGAUAACACUGAGACAGACAUUCGAACAACCUCUGCAUGGAUUCUGGGGAAAGCCAGUCAAAACAAUGCACUUGUUCAGAAUCAGAUCCUUACUCAUGGAGCACUAACAAAAUUAAUGAAGAUGGUCAACUCCAGCUUCACUGAAGAAGCAGUAAAGGCAUUAUAUGCAAUUUCAGCUUUGAUCCGUAACAAUGAAAUUGGUCAGAGGUUGUUCUAUUCAGAGGAAGGAUAUAUAAUGCUUCAGGACAUAAUGGGCAACUCUAGUAUUGACAUCCGACUUCGCAAAAAAGCUGCUUUUCUGGUAGCAGAUUUAGCCGAUUAUCAAUUGCAAUAUGCAGAUAAUUCAGAACUCCAUUUCUUAGGUGAUCGCUUCUUUUUGAAGGCUGUGGUGGAUUUAAUAUUAACCCCAGACCUUGAUCUACAGGAGAAGGCUUUGUUGGCUGUCAGAAGUUUGCUUCAACUUACCUCCACGGAUGCUUCAGAUCUCAGAGAUUUCUGCAGCUUGGACCGGAUACUAGAAAGCACGAGGAAAGAUCUUGAAAAAUUGAUGCUGGAAGAGGAUCUCAGAGAUUUUGUUAAUGAGAUUGAAAACCUUCGAAGAGAAGUGGCCAUAAUAUUUCACAGCAAGCUCGAGAAAGUAGCAUGGGUUCCGACAUGAUAAGAAUACCAGUGAACAAAGAAAGUUGUAUUGGACCUAACUAGGCUGAAAGCAUGGAUUGCUUCACGAUGCUGCUAAUGCCCAAGGUUUUUGCUGUGGAUGAAGGGAGCCUCCAUAUUGUGCUUGUCGCUAUAACUAUAUCUUUGCUUAGGCCUUUUCUAUUUCCUUUCUUUUUAUUAUUUGGUAUAAUUGGUCGGAUGAAUGAAAAUAGUGGCCGCUGUACAUAUCUUCCAGGUGUACAGACCACUAGAUUUCAUAAAAUUUUCCAUAUUUGGCUUGCGUUUGA